Molecule: messenger RNA, 2326 nt
Organism: Maylandia zebra (zebra mbuna)
Lineage: Eukaryota; Metazoa; Chordata; Actinopteri; Cichliformes; Cichlidae
Source: RefSeq, a predicted model, not a curated record
UGACCACACAACAAAUGGCUUCCACAGGAAAUGGCCUCCGUAGUCAGGGGGAUGAUAACCUCCAGGCCAUGCUGGUGGGGGCGAUGAUGAGGAAAAUUAAGUCUCGUAACUGGAAGAAGCAGCGAUAUUUCAAGCUGGAGGAUGACUUCAUGACCAUCUGGUACCAGUCUAAGAAGGCUGGCAAUGUCCGCUCCACAUUUUCUGUGAAUGAUGUGGAAGCAGUUCGAGAGGGGCACCAGAGUGAGGUCCUCCUCAGUAUUGCAGAUGAGUUCCCACCUGACAGAUGCUUCACAUUGGUCUUUCGCGGUCGCAGGGGCAAUUUGGACCUGGUGGCCGAGUCAGCUGAGGAAGCACAGUCCUGGAUAUGGGGCAUGAGGAAACUGAUUGAGAAUGUGGAAAACAUGGGUGAGAGGGAGAAACUCGAUCAAUGGAUUGGUGAAUGGUUCAAAAAGGCAGACAAGAACAAUGAUGGCAGGAUGAACUUUAAGGAAGUGCAAGACCUGCUGAAGAUGAUGAAUGUGGACAUGAAUGAACAUCAUGCUCACCACCUUUUUACAAUGGCUGAUAAGUCCCAAUCAGGUACCCUGGAGAAUGAUGAGUUUGUGCUCUUCUACAAGAUGUUGACUCAGCGAGAGGAUGUACUGAAGGUAUUUCAGGAAUACUCUGUUGAUGGUCAGAAGCUAUCCCAAAGCAACCUGGAGGACUUCCUUAGAGAGGAACAGCUUGAGGGGGAUGAUAUCCAACUGCAUGCUAAGCAGCUCAUUGAGUGCUAUGAACCCUCGGACAAAGCCAAGCGCAUGAAUGCCAUGACAUUUGAUGGCUUUUUGAUGUACCUCGGCUCAGCUGAAGGCUCCAUUUUUAACCCACAGCAGAGGGGGAUCUUUCAGGACAUGACUCAGCCACUCUGUCAUUAUUUCAUCUCAUCGUCCCACAACACCUACCUGAUGGAGGACCAGCUCAGAGGACAAAGCAGUGUGGAGGGAUACAUCAGGGCUCUGAAUCGUGGCUGCCGAUGUGUUGAAGUAGACUGCUGGGAUGGUGCCAAUGGAGAGCCCAUUGUAUAUCAUGGACACACUUUCACCUCCAAGAUACUUUUCAAGGAUGUGGUUAGUGCAGUUGGAAACUAUGCCUUCAAGGUAUCACAAUAUCCAGUCAUCCUGUCCAUUGAGAACCACUGCAGUGUUGAACAACAGAGAGUCAUGGCACAUCAUCUAAACCACAUUCUUGGUGACAGGUUGUUGAAAACUAUACUGGAUGGCAAGGCCCCCAUCAGACUGCCCUCUCCUGAGGAUCUUAAGGGGAAGAUUCUUGUGAAGGCGAAGAAAGAUGGUGGUUUAGAGCAGAGUUUAAGUGGGAUGGUGGAAGAUUCUCUGAAUGGGGAGGUCAGCGAUGACGAUGAGGCAGCUGAAAUUGAUGAAGAUCACCCACACCAUGAGAGUAUCCAUUGCAGACUCAAGAAGUCAAAGCAACGCCUCUCUAAGGAGCUGUCAGACUGUGUUGUUUACUGCAAAAGUGUCCAUUUCACUAGCUUCAAACACUCACGUAUUCACUCCAAGUUCUAUGAGGUGGCUUCUUUCACAGAGUCUAAAGCCCGGAAACACCUUAGAGACGCCGGGGCUGAAUUUGUGCACCAUAACUCACGGCAGCUGAGCAGAGUUUAUCCCAGUGGUUUUCGAACAGACUCUUCCAAUUUUAAUCCUCAGGAAAUGUGGAAUGCUGGUUGCCAAAUUGUUGCUUUAAACUUCCAGACAGCAGGGGAGGGGAUGGAUGUGAACGAUGGACUUUUUAGUCAGAACGGCUGCUGUGGCUAUGUGUUGAAGCCCAGCUUCAUGAGAGAGGCGGACGUAAGGUUUGACCCUGAGAUGCCUCAGAAACGGGAUCACUACCAUCCUGUUGUCCUCACCGUACAGGUGAUCAGUGGUCAGCAGUUACCCAAAGUCAACAUCAAAGAAGACUCUAUAGUGGAUCCUCUGGUCAGAGUGGAGGUCCAUGGAGUUCCUAUGGACCAGGCCAAGCAAGAGACGAGAUAUAUUGAGAACAACGGGUUUAACCCCAUGUGGUAUGACACUCUGCAUUUCACCAUUCACACGCCUGAGCUGGCCAUGGUGCGCUUUGUAGUGGAAGACUAUGACAAGACAUCUAAGAAUGACUUUGUGGGCCAGUACACACUCCCUCUGAGCUGCAUGCAGCAAGGUUAUCGUCACAUUCACCUGUUAUCCAAAGAUGGGACCAGUAUACCUCCCUCCUCCUUAUUUGUUUACCUCAGGAUCAAACAUCUGGAAUAGCUGUGGGAUUCUUUCUUCAUACUAUAACAUUAAUCUGAAAA